Molecule: messenger RNA, 2280 nt
Organism: Scleropages formosus (Asian bonytongue)
Lineage: Eukaryota; Metazoa; Chordata; Actinopteri; Osteoglossiformes; Osteoglossidae
Gene: gmeb2
Product: glucocorticoid modulatory element binding protein 2
Exons: 11
Coding region: 126-1760 (544 amino acids)
Biological process (GO): regulation of transcription by RNA polymerase II
Cellular component (GO): nucleus
Molecular function (GO): RNA polymerase II cis-regulatory region sequence-specific DNA binding
Source: RefSeq, a predicted model, not a curated record
AUUUCAGUUUAUGUCGUGCUCUCUGCUACAAGUUAUUCAUCCUGUUGCCUUCAGUUUAAAGUUAGAAACAGAUUUUUCCACGUCUUCGAACCAAGAAGUGUUGGCAGCACAGCCGACCACGGCUCAUGGCAUCGUCUGAAGUCAGCAUGCACGUAGAGGAGGUUGUGGUUGUGACGACGCCAGACACAGCUAUAGAUGGAGCAGUUGUGGAAGAGGUGAAGACCAUGUUAGUCACCACAGACCUGUCCCACCAGAGUGAGGAGGUGACAGAGGGAAGCAUGGAUACAGAGACUGAAACCACCACCUUCUCUGCAACACCAGUCCUUGAAAAAGAAGCAGUUAUAGAGAACACAGUAGCACAGAGCUUGGACUGUGGAUUUGAAUCCAGCUCAGUCUCAGUGAAGCUUCCUGAGGAGGUUGAGAAUAUGGAGGCUGAAAUAAUCUACCCUAUAACCUGUGGUGAUAGCAAGGCUGCCCUCAUUUGGAAAAAAUUUGUUUGUCCUGGUAUUAACAUUAAAUGUGUUCAGUAUAAUGAACACCUUAUUAGUCCGAAGGAGUUUGUUCAUCUGUCAGGGAAAUCUACACUGAAAGACUGGAAAAGGGCAAUUCGCUUGAAUGGCAUCAUGUUAAGGAAAAUAAUGGAUUCCGGUGAGCUGGAUUUCUACCAGCACUCCAAGGUGUGCUCUAACACCUGUCGCAGCACCAAAAUUGACCUGGUGGGCAACAGGGCAUCUUUCAGCUCUCAGACGUCCACAGAGUUCAUACCUGUCACGCCCUCUUCAGCAGAUGCCAAUGGAUCACCAUCCACAUUCACAGUAGAAGCGUCGGAGGACAGCACUGAAUGGGUGAUGACAAUAGGAGAGGAUGCAAUUGCUUUUUGGAGAGGACUGAAAGAUGCAGGGCUCCUUGAGGAGGUGAUAGAGGAGUUUCAGAAGGAGGUGAAGGAAACCUUGAAAGGUCUACAAGACCGCAUUCAGCAGCCUCCUUUACAGGUCAAUGAUGCAGUGCUGUUGAAUAACAUUGUACAAAAUUUUGGCAUGCUGGACCUGGUGAAGAAAGUGUUGGCGAGCCACAAAAGUCAAAUGGAUCGCUAUCGAGAACAGUACACGCGCAGCUUAGUUGCCCUGGAACAACAGUGUGACGAGCACCGUAAACGAGCCAAGGAGCUGAAGAGCAAAUCUCAGCACUUAAACAAUGUUCUCAUGACCCUCGCACCAGUCCCCACUCCUCCGCCCCCCAAGCGUCCCCGGCUCACAAGGGCAACCUCCGGGCCUGCUUCAGUCACCGCGCACCUCCCCAGUCAGCCCACACAGAUCACGCUGGCCUCUGGGCUGCCACUGACACAGCUUGCCAACUUGCCGCUGGACAAAGUCAUGUCAGCCAUCCAGGUAUCGAGCAUCAGCAACUCUCAGCCUACAGCUACCUUCACGGCAACCAACUCACCCCUCCUUGGAGGAUACACAGUUCUGGCCUCGCCUGCCACUGCCCUCCCCAGUACUGUAGAGAUCCAGCCUGAUGCUUCAAACUUGACUGUCCUCAGCACAGCUGCUAUUCAGGAUGGCAGCACAAUUGUCAAAGUGAUGAGCCCCUUCCAGCUGCUCACGCUCCCAGGUCUGGGAACCACCCUACAGAAUGUAAGUGGGCCUGGCAGUACUAUUGUUGCUGUGCCCACCAGCAGCAUUGAAACAGUCAUGACGCAGGCUGAGGAAACUGCAGUUAUUGAGGUUAAAGAUGUGGACCAAGCACUGGAGAAGCAGUAAAACCAUCGAAGUGAAACCCAUAGGUAAUAUGGUUUUACUCUUACAUUGGGGAGAAAGCCCAGCAGUAUUAGAUAUGUCAACACUAAGCGUUAUAAGUAUCUUUUUUCUGGCAAGUUGAAAUAUGAAUGUAUCAGUCUACUUUUUUGGGAGGGGAGAAACCAGGGAAUUCUAUUUUUUUGGUGUCACGAUGAAUAUAAUUACUGGCCUAAAAUCUACACAAUAUAUGAGGUCAACACGAUAUCUAUGACUCAACUGGAAUAACUAAUUUCUUUUUAAUAUUUAAAUUAUGUCUGAAUCUCAGUAAAUUUAGGUUUUGAAUACAGUGAUUAUAUUUUGUUUUGACUGAUUUGUAAUGUGCAACUUGCCAAAGUGUUCUACUGGGAAAUUUAUGAAGUGAGACUUGUUGGAAUCUGCAAAACACCUGAGAAUAUUUAACAGGGAACGUAUAGUUAAAUUUUCUGUGGCAAUCAGUUUUAGUUUUAUCUUAAACCUGCUGAUGAGUUCAGUAUGGUUUCAGACC